Molecule: messenger RNA, 8913 nt
Organism: Xyrichtys novacula (pearly razorfish)
Lineage: Eukaryota; Metazoa; Chordata; Actinopteri; Labriformes; Labridae
Source: the annotation of a GenBank genome assembly
UAACAUUGGCCCCAAGGGAAGCAGACUUUCAGCAAGUUUUGAUGAGGAUAUCUGCCCCUCUGGUCAUGUUCACCUCCCACCAUCCACUUUAAAGCAGACAAUAAACUAUAGAAUCAGGAGAUGCCCUACUUUCUUUUUUUUCAUGUAAUCACUUCAGUCUGCUGAAUGAUAUGAAUGAUAUGACCAUUGGUUAUGUGAUUUCAGUUUAUGUUUCUAUAUAGGUCACCUGUCUCACAAUGAAAACAUUGCACAGGUGUUCUUUCUGCAGACACAUAACCUGGAUUAAUAUUCAUCCUGAAAGGGGCAAAAGUCUUGGGAAAUAAAAGACCAACAUGAGCGAGUCAAUGAAAACUGGGUUGAGCGACUGCCAAGUAAGAAAUCUGAGCAAAGACUCAUUUUUCUUUGCUGUACUUAAAUCAUUUUAAAAGCCACCAGUUAUAAAAAGCCUGCUGUAUCUGCGUGUAAUCCUACCUCUGUUUGACGCUGACUCAGCCACAAAGAAGCUCUGUCACAAGUUCGACCGCACACUAAAGCUACAAAAAAGGUUUCAUGUUGCAGUGAGUACAGCAAAUAUCUCAGUAAACCAACAGCAUGUUUAUUUCCUGUGAUUGAUUAUUUUGAUUUAUUAAAAGGUAGAGAUGUAGAAUUGACAGUAACACACUCUUGGUUUUACAGUAAGCUUCUGCCUCACUACACAUUGGAACCAAGCCUGUUCCUCAACAGAUUGCAUGCUUAGCAUUAUUUCCAACUGAUCCAUCCAUAGUAAAGUAACAAUGAGAAUUGGGUCAGGCCAGUAGAGCACGAGCCAGCUCAGCACAGCAGCUCAAUGUUGACUGACGUUGGGAUCCCUGGUUUGAAUUAACAAGCAAGGUGGACAGGAAAAAUCUGCCGUCUAGACGACUGACUGCUCAUUUACUGUGACCGAAUUGGUCCCUACAAGCCAACUUUGCUUGGCAAAGACCCUGCUCCAAAUAGUUAGAGAAAUAAACAGUCAUAAUCUUAUUUUCAGCUGUCAUUUUUUAGUUUACAGUUCUGAGAAAAAAAGGACUCUCAAUCACAAACAAGAGCAUCUCUGCAGGAGUCUGGCCCCAGUCAACAACUGAUGUGCCACAUUUUAUGGCAAAACUUAAUUUUAGUCACAUGGAUGACACAUAAGCCUGCCGCACAAACAACUUUAUCUUCAUCAGCUGCCUGCAGAGAGAAAACUGAACUUGUGGUCCUCGAUUUUACUCGUGGCAACACCAUCUUAUAAUGUGAAUCCAUUCAGACUGCUCUGAUGUCGCCAGGAACAUUCUGUCCCCGGAGUACAAAAAAUCAUUUGUCAAUCAGCUCUGGGAUGCUCAGAGCUGAUGAAAGACACUGUUUACCUAUUAUGCACAGCAAGCAAGCUAUGGUGACUGAGAGGAUUCAGCUGCUCUGGCCUCUCUUUGACACACAUGGUGCUGGACGGAUGCCACUGAUGGAGGCUCGGAACUUGAAUUAGUUCCCUCAAGGCAGAUUUUCUGAAUAGUUUUACUUUCUCCAAGUCUCUCGCUGAGAAGCAGUGAAAUGUAGUUGUUUGCAGAAGUUUGGGUAGAGACAGCAUCAUUUAUCAUUUAGGGCUUUGGCUACUACUGCUACUCUUUUAAAUCUCUAUCUUUUUGACUAUUUAUUCUUAGAAAUAUGUGCAUGGCUGUUUCCAAUCAUGAGUGAAAGAAUGUGAGAGUUAACUUGAGAUACACCAUGCAAGUAGAAGCAUGGGGGGGACUCCACAUCCUUCUGCAGAGAGUGGGAGGGAAGAGAGGAAAGAGAGGGAAGAGAGGGAAGAGGUUCAGACUGAGGACUGCCUAUAGUCGCAACUGUACAACGUUACGCCCAUCAUGAAAAAGUUGAGCUCUCUUCCGGCGAAAACAAAUAAAACACAAACCAUUGACAAGACACGGAGGAUAAAAAUAGACCCCCGAAACAGAGCGUGCAGGGCAGACGUGUAGCGAGACCACCGCCACGCAACGUUGCGCAACUACAAUACAAAAAACAUGGAAGCAAACACUUGGAUACCAACACUGCCUCAGGCAAUGGCUUUGUCAGAGAGACAAUAUCUUAUCCAGAAGGACUAAUAUUUGUUUUGUAUGUGUGUUUAGUUAGUGUGCCGUUGGUAGGGAGUGAAAGCAGACCCCCUGACCUGAGAAGCGCGCGACCAUCAGGGACAGGAUGUGACAGAUUUUGAAUCCAUGAAAAGUUUCGAUUGAUCCAAGUCGAUUAUAGCGUCGUUUAGUGUGUAAAUAUCCACUGGUCUCCAGCCAAAAGGCGUGUGCUUGAUCUGUAAAGACACCCCAGUCGGAUUUAUUCAGUACCUGAUGUUAUACGGAGAGAAGAGAAAGUGUUUUCACUCUCUCUUUGUAGCUGUGGAGCUAACAUAAAGCUAGUCGCAAAGCUAUCAAGCAGCAAUAUCAUCACACACUCAGCCUGACGGCCUGGACACAAACCCCGUCUUUACAGCUCAAUAUGCCGCCAAACUUACCGGCUUUCUCAUGGUCGUAUCCAACCACAGUGAAAUAGUCAGCCAAUCUAGCCAUGUCUGCUGCUUUUCCCGAGAUAUACCAACACAAUUCAGCAUUUUUCCUUCUUCCAAAGCACAGCCAUGUUUGACAGACGGAGCGGCAGUGCGCUUGCGUGGAGGAGCGGGAGACAUCCAUGGGCGUGGGCCCUGGAGUUUACAAAUACAGCACUGUGUCCCCUACAGAGACCCCCUUAGACGUGGAUGUGGGGAUCUUUACCCAGUUUAUAUCAAAGACAAAUUCAGCAUCGGUUUAAUUCUAUAACUGUGGGGAAACACAGAGGAAACACAGUGGGAGACCUGUUGAUAAGCAUUGUUGUUUAAAGGAAAUAGGGGAGAGUGGGGUAAGAUGAGCCAUUUUUCAUAUUUCGGAUCACUACAUCAAGUUAAUCAUAGUUUUGUCUCAAACUAGUGUAUCUGCAUAUAUUUCAAGAUGUUGUACACCCCUGCAAUCUACAAUAAACUGCACUUUAUAACUGUAAACCAACUUAAAACCUUUCAAGCCUCAAAUUCAUCCAAUAUUGCACUACUGCAUAAAUUAUCUGUCAUAUACUUAUAUUUAUAGUCUGUUCAUAGCCUUCAUAUUUAUAACCAUAUAUAUAAUCUGUUCAUAGCCUGUACAUACUUAUAGUUAUAGCAUACUCAUAACAAUGUUAUAUACCCAUGAUACAGUCAUGUAUAUACCUUCUUCAUACCAUGCACAUUUGUAAACAUAUUUAUACUUGUUAAGCACUUCUGCAUUUCAUUGCUCUGUACUUGCGACAUGUGCAAUGACAAUGAAGUUGAAUUCUAUUCUAAACCAACAGAAUGAGUGUAAACAUAACUGUCUUGAUGUCUUGGAUGUUUGAUAUUCCCUGGGGAUCUAAAACAGCGAUCUGACAACAGCUGCUCCAAUGUGUACUAUAAAAUAUUUGACAGGGUAAUGUGUUCCAUCAAUAUAAUAAAUGGGAUGAAAUCUUAGAGGGGCUUGUAAAGAUGGUGGUGAUACUUCAGCUUGCAUUCCAGGGAUACUUCAUUUGGGGAAGGAUUGUCCUUAAAAGCUCUCAACUUCAACUGUAAUUUAACAACAAAUGUACCAGAGUUCUACUUAUAGUCCAAUUUACAUACCCGACACACAGUUCCUCUUCACAUGAAAAAUCUGCUCCGAUUGCAACACGAAAUUGACUCGCAUUUAUCCCACUGACUCACACAUUUGUUUAACCCAGUUUCACUUCUUGCUUCAAUUUUUCAGUGUGCUUUGACCAAAAAAGAAAAAGAAAAACAUUCUUUGUGUAAUAUCAGACAUAUUUUGUUUUGAGGUUGCCCUCUUACGCAUAAAGCUGUUGUGGUUUAGAUAUGCAGUGUGAGGGACAGGGCAGUAUCAUGUGGUUUGUGCAAAAUAUUGAACAUGACAACAGGAAAUUCUAUCACAAUUAAUAGUACAUGGAAAUCAGCAGAGCAGAAGAUGUGUGUGAGAAGAGCAUACAUAGCACGGUAACUGUCAACAAUAGCAGGAACACAGCAGACAAUUUCCACUUGGUCCUCAUCCCUCUUUGCAGUCACUAUCUCUCUUUCUCUCUCUCUCUCUCUCUCUCUCUCUCUCUCUCUCUCUCUCUCUCUCUCUCUCUCCAACUAUCUGCUUUUGUUUGCUUAGAAAAGAGGACAAAGCCUGAGGUAGUGAAAUAGUUGAAGUGAUGCCAAACCAUUAAGGAUUUAAGUGUGUGCUAUGACACAAGGCUGAUUGGAAAUCAUGGGACCUCAAACAAAACGCUUUUCCAGGUGAUUAACAUCUCCAGGUACAACGUGGCAUGAUAGUUAUUAUGAAUCAUAUGUCAUGUUUAUGCCUUUGGGGUUGACACCCUCUUCUUCCUGGCACAUGUGACGCUAGCUGCUCAGGUUUCCUGCCACACGUACCUGCCUGACCGUGACCUACAGCGUAUAAUAAGGUCUCACAAAAAAUGUCAUUCAUGCUUUGACAGGAACUGCAUGGGGUUGGGGAAAGAUUUCUAUAUAAGGAGCCAAAAAGCAGCGGCAUAAUUUUGUUGUCCUGAUUGCACAAUCUCCUGUUGUAAACUCUGCUAAGGAGAUUACUGCUCUGCCAGAGGCAAUUAUCAUUACAAAGUGCUUACAAAACAUUUGCUAGUUUGCAGCACAUGUGUUCAACAUUUAUGCAUUUGUCUAGGGGAAUUCUGAAUGUGACAAUAUGUGGAACAAGGUCACAUGAGCUAUAAAUAAACUCUAUCAGAGACUUAAAGCAAAAAGGUAUGAAUUAUAGGAGGAUGAUAUGAGAGGAAUGUCAAGUGUUUGUGUGAAAAAAAAAUCAUGUUUAUGACGCCCAAGAGACUUUUUUCCUCCUCACUGUAACUGGAAUAGAAACUAAAACUGAGAGGAGUUUUGUACCCCACCUAUCAAAAUCAUUGAUACACACAUUUUGGAAAUUUCUUCUGUGGAAUUUCUGUUUUUAAAUCCAAAUGGUUUUUCUCAGGUUAUUACAUUAUUUUGUAUUUUAACAUACUGCGUAUGAUCACAAUCUUUUUUGAAUUUCACAGACUGAGUUUCUAAGGGGUGAGAUGAUCAUCUCAUAUGCAGCAACAUGCUUAAAUCUCACUAUUUUCUUGACUGUGAUUCAAUAGGAGCACUUCAAAAGUUACCUAACAAAUGUGUUUUUUUUGGAAGGGAUUUGCGUGUGUUUUUCCCUCAAGGGCGUACUGUCCACAUCUGCCUCAUGAACCCCACGGACGUAAGUGUUCAAGGCUUAAAAGAGUGUUUUUCAAGACUCUGAUUUGAAACAUCUUACUUUCUGUGUUGCUUCACUUAUUUAACAUACUAGCACACAUGGGGACAUAUGUGUUCACGUAACAGGAGAUAAAAGCAGGUACAGGGUGACUCAACGCUCUCUACCUUAUGAAGUCAAAUGAUGUGAGAAGUGAUGUCCUCCCCAGCAGACUUGAUGGCUCUCUCAUUGUUUCACAACAUACUCCUAUGUUUAAAUUCCUGAGACAAAAAUGAAGUCCAAUUACUCGUAAAUCAUGACAGUACAAGAAAGUCAGCAGAACUACUUUCAAAAAUGUCUAAGCUAAUAUUGUUCUAUCGUCAUCGAUUGUUGUUCAAGUACAUUUUUCCAGACUGGUGGAAUUUUUCAGGGGAUAAUUGUAAAAUUCCAUUUUGCAUUUAUCAAAAUAUCAAAAUAAAGUACAUGGUAAGUCAAAUAUUUGACCUGAACAAACAAAUACACAGAGUUUAUUGUGUUUAUAGUUGGGGAAACAUGCUAUAUUUAAUCAGUUACUCAAUGCUUGUCUCAAAUUCCUCAUCUGAAAUUCAUCAGGCAGCGUACUUGAAGCUGACAUGGAACUUCACUGAGUCAGGGAGUGCCCUGAAAAAUGACUGUGGACACAUUUCUCAUUAUUACCAUUAUUAUUUUUUUGCAUUUAUCAAGUUGGACUGAAAAGAAAGUCAACAUAAAUUAUAUAUUACUGACCUUUAAGUUCAAAUACAGUGAGAUAGAUGUUCAAACCUUGUCUUUUGUGACUGUUUAGACCUCUUAUACCUCUUUCAGAAAGCAGUAAGCUGAGAUGAACAUGCUGAACUCUCUGUGCGGCAGCUAGAGACUUACAUAACUAAUGACUUUUGAUUUUCUGACUUUGUAUACACUUCUUUAAAUACAGUAAGCAAGAUUUUUAAAGAAAAAACUUAACUUCAUUUAUACUGAGCUGUUUAAGAGUGAAAGUUUUGCCUGAGUGACAAAAAGGAAACAGGACACAUACAGGAUGUUGCAAUGAACUAAAUCUGUGAACUUUAAAACGACUCUCCUUUCACUUUUCAAAGUUUUUUUAACUUCAAAUUUGAUUUUUAUCCCUCUUUCAUUUUUGUACUCUACAAGCAGCAGCGCAGCUCUGGAUGGGGUGGGGGAAAAGGAUGAGAGCCCGUGUGUGUCAGUCAAUGAGAGCCCCUCCCACCUCCUGUAUAAAGGCGGCCUGUCUGGUGUGUACGAGCUAUUAGCAGAGUGACACAGCUGCCUUACAGAGAGCCAAUUUCAAGAAACCUGUGGAGUACUCUUUUGUAACUACAAGAGGAACUUUUUUAUCCAGCUGAAUUAGAAGAUCACACCAGGUAUGUGCAUUCCACUUCAAAGUAGAUAUUGCCUCUGUUCCCUGCUGAUGGCUUUAUCCUUGCUUUUUUGAGGUCAGGGCACAAGUGUGGAGGCAAGGACAGGUUAUCUGUCUGGUUAUAUAAGCAGUUCAGUUCUUAGCGUGUGCGUCUGUUAAGGAAUUGCCUCCAAGGUGUAAAGCAUCUGACAGUGGCAGAUCAUCAUAAGGAGUUUAAAGGGUGCUAUGUUUUUGCUCAGAUGAUAUGAGUUAGAUAGCAUUUUAAGUUUGUUUGACUUUUGAGCUGAGCCUAUUUUGGACCCUCUCAUUGGUAGACUGUCCUUGGCGUUAUUGGCCAGAGGCCCAAAGCAUGGUUGUAAGUUUACUUAACCGAGCAAAAUCUGACCUUAGCUUAACAUUUCAAAUAAAUGAAUGAUAAGUGCAAGUAAUUUGGCCAGUGGACUUUAGUGUAAGCAAGCAGCAGUCUGGCUUCUUAUGAGGGAAUGUACAUGCAUUCAAACUGUAAAACAUUACUUUAAAACAUGAACUAAUAAGUUAACCAAUGUUCUGUUCACUCUUACAGGAGUCAAAAUGAAUUUCAUGUUCCAGUCCUUCCUCUAUUGCUGUCUGCUGGUGACAGUAGGACACUGCUUGGAACUUGAAGUGAACCCCGAGUCCAAAAAGAGGUGAGUUAUUGAUUGAAUGUUUGAAACAUUUGUGAUGUGACAGCCUGUCAAGGCUUUGACAGCAGUCACCUGUCUCCUGAAUUAUCUUUCUAAGACUAAUGGCCUUUUUUCUUUCCUCUCCCAGACUGAGCAUAUGGCUCGGGAGGAGAUUGAGACGGGAUCUUGACAGUGUAUCAGUAGAGAAGACAGCACAGUUGGAGCACUUUGUCAGACCAGACGAUAUCAGGGAUACUUUGCUGCCACAUUCCAGGUAAGACAUUAACCAUGCAGUGCUGAGAGUGCACAAUCUGUUGUUGAUUUUUCUCAUUUUUUUCUCAUUUUUGUUCAUUUCAAAGUAAAUAAAUGCUCAAAAAUUCUGAAUUGAACACUGAUUAAUUUCUGUCUCUCUUUUUGUUCUUUAGCACUGACAUCAAAGUCCGAACUAAGAGGUCCAAAAACUCAGCCAACCAGCCCAAGAGACAAGGCUGCGCACUGGGCACUUGCACAGUGCACGAUCUGGCACACCGUCUUCACCAGCUCAACAACAAAUUCAAGAUUGGGAGUGCCCCAAUAGACAAGAUCAGCCCACAGGGAUACGGCCGGAGGCGUCGAUCUCUCCCCCCACACAGAGUCACACUGAAGCUGGAGCAGGGCAGGCUGAGGCCCGUGUGGAGCAUAGCUGACUCACAAGUUCACAAGCUGGAGGCUCUUCUCAGACGGACAUGAGCAGGACUUUAUGCAAGAGGAGUCGGGAACAAAAGCGAGGGAGUCAGUGUCCUCACUGUUCUGUUCUGAAAAGAUUCUCGAAAUGCCUCAAACUCUUGCCAAGCUUUUCUCCAGCGCGUCUUUUUUCCUGGCAGGAGGACUGAAUCAGAGCAAGAGCGGCUGCACUGAAUUUCUGUGAAUGCUGCAGCUCGGAGAUGGAGAGAAACCAGCAGCUGGCUUACAGACACUGGAUGGCACGGCUUGGAGCAAAGUGCGGGUAUUACUCUCUGUGAGAAAAGCAGAGUGGUAAUACCUGGAAAAGUGGACACAUCCUCUGGCUUAAAGAAGGAACUCUCUUCUUACAUUCUGGGACUUAACACAUUUCUUCCUCAAGGCCAGGACUUUGAUAAGUGCUAUCCUCCAAGGAUAUACCACCAUGUUCCAAACUGUCAGUACUUGUAUGCACUUUUCCAUGUGGACUUAAAGUCAAAUGAAUCAUCAGGAAAAGACAUCUUCAUUGAAAUGCCAACAGGAACAUGGGGCUUAGGAGCUUAUAUAAAGUUUUGGACACUGUAUAAGGGAAAAUGCCUUAGAUUCUGUGAGAUAUGUGCCAAUCCACAAUGGAUUGAAAUAUACUUGAAAUUGUUGUUUUAUGUACAAAACCAUGUGCAAUCUAUAUUUGUUUUUAUUGCAGGUAUAUGUAUAUAUGAAUUCCUUUAUUUAAAUAUUAUAUGAAAAUUACAUUAAAGUACUUAUGCAGAUAGAACUAUUUUUGUACAGGAAGAAAUAUGUAUGGGCAUUGUAGCUAUUUGUCAUUAUUCUUUUUGCAAACUGUGGUAAUAGGAUAUGUGUUUUAUAGGUAUAUAUUUUUAAAUGUGCUCUAUUUUAUUUGUGUCAAAGCAAUUACAUUGUCAUUCAAUAAACAUUUUGCAUACAAAAUCAA